GGCUGAGUUGAAUGGAAGCUUCCUGUUCAUCGCUAUUGAGAGCUCCAUAGUCUAUUCUAUACAUAGCCAAAGGAAUUGUAAGCCAGGAAUCCAAUAUACAGUUAGGAGUGUAUUUAGUGAAAACAUGUCCCAGUCAUCCAUUUCUCCUGAUUUCAUGAGCUCCCCAAAUUUGGAAGCUAAUGAUCAUGUCUAUAAAAAUACAAUCACCCAACUUCUUCAUGCUCAAACCUCUGUUCUCCAUCACCCCUUCCUGUUUCCGGGGAAAAUCCUCGAUACCUCUCAUUGAAUCUUAUCCCCGAACAACAGAAACAUUCGCGAUCGGCCCCUUAAGAAAGACAGCAGAUAGGAAGAAGAAGUAGUCAUUUUGUUUUUAUAGUUUCUAGGCCAAAACAUGAAAGUAGGCAAGCUUGUUGCAGCGGGCAUCUCGAUUCUCUUGGUGGUCGGGGUGUGCAUCGGAGUGAUCGUGGGUGUGGCUCACAAGAACAACUCCGGCGAUGGUAAGGGAAUCUCCUCGACUUCCAAGUCGGUUGCUGCAAUCUGCGACCCAACGGACUACAAGGAGGCCUGCAUCAACAGCCUCAGCGUGGCAGCCAAGAACGGGACUACGGACCCCAAGGAACUCAUUGUGGCGGCCUUCGGGUCGGCCCUCAAGGAGGUCCAGGCAUCGCUGAGUAAGUCGGGAACGAUCGGCGAGGGAGCCAAGGCUCCCCAGCAGAAGAUGGCCUUUGACGACUGCAAGGAAUUGUUGCAGUACGCGAUUGAUGAGCUCCAGGCCUCGUACUCCAUGGUCGGAGACAGCAGCCUCCACACGAUGAAUGAUCGUGUCUCCGAGCUUCAGAACUGGCUCAGUGCUGUGAUCUCAUACCAGCAGACCUGUGUCGACGGGGUCACCCAGCAGGACUUGAAGAACCAGAUACAAACCGGGCUACUGAAUGCCACUCAGCUCACAAGCAAUGCCUUGGCGAUUGUCUCGGCGAUCUCAGGGAUCCUGACCACUUUCAACAUCCCUGCUGCCAACAACAGCGCGAGCUCCCGGAAGCUUCUGGAAGAGACGGAGGAAGAUAGGGAUGGGUAUCCUUCGUGGUUCUCCGUAGCUGACAGGAGGCUGAUGGCUGCUCAGGCAAAGGGCCAAGUGACGCCCAAUGCAAUCGUGGCGAAGGAUGGGAGCGGGAAAUACAACACCAUUGCUGCCGCUCUCGCUUCCGUUCCUAAGAAAAAUAAGGGAAGGUAUGUGAUUUACGUGAAGGCCGGGGUUUACAAUGAGUACCUGACCGUUACAAAGGAUCAGACAAACGUGUUUAUGUAUGGAGACGGGCCAAGGAAAUCGGUGAUAACCGGGAAGAAAAGUUUCACCGACGGUAUAACCACCUACAAGACCGCCUCUUUCUCAACGAUGGGAUAUGGGUUUAUAGCCAAGGCAAUGGGUUUCCAGAACACUGCAGGUCCACAGGGCCACCAGGCAGUGGCAGUCAGAGUCCAAGCGGAUAUGGCGGCCUUCUUCAAUUGUAGGAUGGACGGGUACCAGGACACCCUAUAUGUUCAGACCCACCGCCAGUUCUACCGUAACUGUGUCAUUUCCGGGACCAUCGACUUCAUCUUCGGCGAUGCCUCUGCGGUGAUACAAAACUCCUUGAUCAUUGUCAGGAAGCCCAUGGACAAGCAGCAGAACACUGUCACGGCCCAAGGAAGGAUCGACAAGCACGAGACCACAGGUCUAGUGAUCCAUAACUGCAGGAUCGUGCCGGAUCAGCAACUCUACCCUGUGAGACUCCAGGUCCAGACGUACUUGGGCCGACCUUGGAAGGGAUACUCACGAACUGUGAUCAUGGAAUCGACCCUUGGGGACCUGAUCCAGCCUGCUGGGUGGAUGCCCUGGUCUGGGAACUUCGCCCUUGACACGCUCUACUAUGCUGAGUACGCGAACCGAGGACCCGGGGCAAACACUGCCAACAGGGUCAAGUGGAAGGGUUUCAAGGUAAUCAACCGAAAUGAGGCCCUCCAAUUCACAGCAGGACCAUUUCUGCAAGGGAACCAGUGGUUGAAGGCAACCGGCGUGCCCUACUUGCUGAGCCUGAGAGCAUGAUCAGCUGCAUCUUUAGGUUCAAUGAAAUUGGUCCGAGAAACGAACUCAUGUAGUUAUUUUUUCUUGUUUAUUUCAACGGAAAAGCUGUUGUAUAGAUGAUUAUGAGGAUGUGUGUCAGGUCCGGAAUAGCCAACCUAUCUUCACAUUUGUAGUCAUUUUGUGAGUAAACGAAUAGACACGGGGUAAUCAGGAAACUUCUUUCAAGCAAUGUGUAUGCUUUGCGUCAAUACAAAUUUUUUUGCUCU
This is a messenger RNA of Punica granatum (pomegranate), 2328 nucleotides long. Lineage: Eukaryota; Viridiplantae; Streptophyta; Magnoliopsida; Myrtales; Lythraceae. The record is from RefSeq and is a predicted model, not a curated record.